Messenger RNA from Nipponia nippon (crested ibis), 996 nucleotides. The record is from RefSeq and is a predicted model, not a curated record. NCBI's taxonomy places the organism in Eukaryota, Metazoa, Chordata, Aves, Pelecaniformes, Threskiornithidae.
AUGGAAAACCUGUGGAGCCACCUCUUCUUCUGUGGCCUGAAAAUCCUCCCAGAGGAACAGCCCGUGCUCACAGCUGUCUCCCCUUCUUGCCCCUUCACCAACAGGGAAAAGUUGGUGGAGGUGCUUUUUGAGAGCUUCAGGGUGCCAGCCCUGUAUACAGCUAACACCGGGUUUCUCUCCCUCUGUGCCUACAGCAGAGUCACCAGUCUGGCCAUGGAGGUUGGGGCAGGAGUGUCCCAUGCCACCUCCGUCUGCCUGGGCCAGACCUGGAGGGAGGCCGCCUACCACCUCGGGGUGGCUGGUGGCUUCCUCUCCAGCUACCUGCACAGCCUGCUGAUGGAGAGCCCCAACGACCCCUCAGUGCUGAAGGCCUUGAAGAAGACAACAGUGAUCCAGCUGAAGAAGCAAUACUGCUAUGUCUCCACGGACUACAAAGACCUCCACAACCAAGGUUACCAUCAUCCAGCCAGAUUUCAGGCCCCUGAUGGGCACUGGACAACCUUGGACGAGGAACGGUUCUGUUGCCUGGAGCCGCUCUUCCAACCGAAGCUACUCCACCAAGGCUCCCCAGGGCUCCACCACUUGGCCUUUCAGAGCCUCCAGAAGGUACCCGACCAUGCCAGGAGGGACACGAGGAUGUUCUUAGAGCUGAAUGCCCUGUUCUAUGGCACGGGCUGCCAGAUUCAGGUCCUGAUGAGCCCAGAGAGGGGUGCAGCAGCCUGGGCAGGGGGGGCGUCGACAGCAGUGUCGCUCACGACCUUCCAGCACGCGUGGAUGGCAAAGGGCGAGUACCAGGAGCAUGCCGAGCCACCAGCCCAGUCCCGGAGCUGUGUCCACCUGGGGCUGCUGGCACAGCUGCAGCUGGCCGGGAGGGGAAGUGUUUAUCCUGCAGUUGACAACGUGCACAGCAGGAGCCCGCCAGUGAGGAGACAGCCGCUGAGACACACCGUUGAUCCAGUCCAGCUCAUCACCCUGGCAUGGUCUGAGCAAGCCUAA